AUGAUCCUCCACCAAAUCGUCGCGCAAAUCAUCAACCUCGCGGUCCUCACCUGGGACUUCGCCCUCUCCCUCCUCAACCUCCUCACCCCACCCCUCAAACCCAAACACGUCGUCCCCUCCCGCGCCCCAGGCCACGGCGGCCUCUGGCCCCCCCACGUCCCCCCCCAGCCAGGCGACUCCCGCUCCGCCUGCCCGAUGCUCAACGCGCUCGCCAACCACGGGAUCCUCCCGCACAGCGGGCGCGGCAUCCCCUUCCGGGCCCUCAACACGGCGGUGCGGCAGUCCUUCAACUUCGCGCCCUCCUUCUGCUUCUUCGUGCCCAGGUUCGCCGCCGACUUCCUGGGCCGGAGCUACUGGACCGACAGCUUCGACCUCGCCGAGCUGAGCCAGCACAACGCCAUCGAGCACGACGCGAGCCUGACGAGGCAGGAUGUCGCGCUCGAGCCGGACCAGGCCGCGCCGGACCUGGCCCUCGUGGCUGCCCUGCUGGGAGGGGCCACGGGCGUGACGCCCGGCGGCGGCAAGGUCUUGACGAAGGCGGAUCUCAGUCGCGCGCUGGCCCGCCGGAGGCUGAGCUGCCGCGCCAUGAACAGGGAGUACAGCGAGAGCCUGUUCCAUACCCUGUUCGGCAGCGCGAACUCGUCGACCAUGCUGACCAUCUUUGGGGGGAGGGUGGAGGAUCUCACCCCUAUGCUCACCGAAGAGCGUUUCGCCGACGGGUGGGAGCCCCGUGUUAGUUCCCGCUUUGGGCUCACGAUGGCGCGCUUCAACGGGACGGUCAUCCCGGUCGAGAGAGGCACCAGAGCGGUACUUGCCGAGAAACGGCCGUGA
Messenger RNA from Drepanopeziza brunnea f. sp. 'multigermtubi' MB_m1, 831 nucleotides. RefSeq lists its product as uncharacterized. NCBI's taxonomy places the organism in Eukaryota, Fungi, Ascomycota, Leotiomycetes, Helotiales, Drepanopezizaceae. Gene Ontology annotation, molecular function: peroxidase activity. The record is from RefSeq and is a predicted model, not a curated record.